UCAGGUUCUCGUCAGUACCAUAUAAGGAGGCGCUUUGGCUUUUUCGGAAUCAGUUUACUCAUUGAAUUUACAAUGUCUGGACGCGGUAAAGGAGGCAAAGGACUAGGAAAAGGCGGAGCAAAAAGGCACCGUAAAGUGCUCCGCGAUAACAUCCAAGGCAUUACUAAGCCGGCUAUUCGGCGCUUGGCACGUAGGGGAGGUGUCAAGCGAAUCUCCGGCCUUAUCUACGAGGAGACUCGCGGAGUGCUCAAGGUCUUCCUGGAGAAUGUCAUCCGAGACGCCGUCACCUACACUGAGCAUGCCAAGAGGAAGACCGUAACCGCUAUGGAUGUGGUGUAUGCUCUGAAACGCCAGGGCCGCACUCUCUACGGCUUCGGGGGUUAAACAUAUUUUUUUCCCCAUUCACACAACCAACCCA
Messenger RNA from Bombina bombina (fire-bellied toad), 418 nucleotides. Its product is annotated as histone H4. Bases 73 to 384 code for a protein of 103 amino acids. The transcript has a single exon. Gene Ontology annotation, biological process: nucleosome assembly. Lineage: Eukaryota; Metazoa; Chordata; Amphibia; Anura; Bombinatoridae. Gene Ontology annotation, molecular function: structural constituent of chromatin; protein heterodimerization activity; DNA binding. Gene Ontology annotation, cellular component: nucleosome. The record is from RefSeq and is a predicted model, not a curated record.